CCUGUUUUAUGCGCGCAUACUACCGGCUCCAGUGUUUAUUUGGGGAAGUGAAACGAACUACACAUAUGUGGAUCGUCGCCAUUAAUAGGGAUCUUAGCAAAACGUGAUAUGUUUUAGCCUUAUACGUUAUAUGUUUUAGUAUUUUUAAUGAACUCGGAUAUGGACGCGUACUGCAUGCGCUCCGAUCCGAUCCGGGAUGACAGUCUCGAGCGUUGGAGUAAGAUCGGAUCGGGUGGAUUCGGACAGAUCUACCGAGCAAGACACACCGAUUGGGGAAUAGAUGUUGCUGUCAAGGCAUUAUUAUGUGAAGGAUCUGUAUCUACUAUUCAGAGAGAAGCCAGUCUUAUGUUUCAGGGUGGGAACCCCAACGUCCUCAGAAUCUUUGGCUUGUACAAGGGCAACCUGGGCAUCAAAGAAAACCCAACUCAGUUUGGUCUGGUAAUGGAGUUCAUGGAGAGAGGGUCUAUAGCUGAUCUCCUGCAGAAUUUGGGUGGACCUCCAGCCUGGCCGCUCGCUUUCCGCCUCUCUCAUCAGAUUGGUUUGGGAAUGAACUUUCUGCAUCAUCUGUCGCCUUCUCUCUUACACCUUGACCUGAAGCCCAGUAACGUUCUGUUGGAUGACAGCCUCAAUGCCAAGCUUACAGAUUUUGGCUUGUCCCGUGCAGCUCGUAGUCUUUCUAAAAGUGCCUGUCAGCAAGAUGAGAUGGAGGGCGGGACCCUGAGCUACAUGCCUCCUGAAGCAUUGAAGUCUGUGAAUUAUAAACCAUCCAAAGCCUCUGAUGUUUACAGUUACGGUGUGCUGCUGUGGUCCAUCAUCACCGGGCAGGAACCUUACCAUAAUGUCCCCUCCAGUCUGGUGCGGUAUCGCAUCCCCGAAGGAGACCGACCCGAUCUGAACUUAAUCAACUGCAGUCAGGCAGAUGGGCUGGGUGAUAUUGUUAAACUCAUGGAAAGAUGUUGGGAGGAUGACCCCAGCCAAAGGUUAACCUUCAGAGAUUGCGUUGAUGUGACUGAAAAGAUCUAUGAGAAACACAAGCGUGGAGUGAUUGAGGCGGUCAAUGAAGUCUUGAAGCAACUGGAUAAUGACAUUUGUUCCAGUUUGAAAUCCAUCCAAAUCACCCCGAAACCACAGAAUGUGAUUCGUCCUCCGGUGUCUCACUGUGUCACAGGUCCUCCUCCUAAACAGGAAACUGCUGGUGAUCGCAACAGAGACUCCAGAGAAACAGAAUUAAGUUCUCAUCCUAUCCCUGCCAAUAAGAAAAUACCUCAGAGAACCACUCAGCGUCAAACAUCAACACCAGGGGGCGUUCGCAUCCACAUGUCUAAUGUUUCUGGAGUUCAGAUCGGCAACGGCAACUACAUGAAUAUAGUUCAGAGACAGAGACAGAGACAUAAGACGGCUCCACCAAGUGUCGACAGGACUUUAAGCAACUCAGAGAAAACUUCAUAACAGUAUUCAUACAGUAUGUUCUCCUCAGAAACUCUUCAUCUGUGCUUGUGCUUAGAUGUUUUUAAUUUUAAAGUAAAAAAACUGUGACAUCAGAUUGAGCUUUUCAUAAAGUAUGACUGUAAAGGGACAAAGACAGUCAAGAAAUGUCCCGAUCAUAUUUUACUCCUAUAAAAAGGCUUUUUGUACAUUUUGAUAUCAUUGAGAUUUUUUGUAUUGUAACAGUUCAUUUGAAUUAUAAUGAAUUUUCAUGAAAUGUGAAACAAAGUUUCAUUCUCAGACUUUUGCAGUAUGCUGUAUGUCCCGGUAUGAUUCCUGAAGAUUUAUUUUUUUACUCAUCUUUGUUUAUUUUAAAAGAAAAUUAUUGGCAUUGUGAUGGUACUGCAUGGUGUUUGUGUGCGUGUGUGGUCAGCAGGGAUCUGGCAUUCCAAAUCCAAACGUUCCAUCUGUUAUCCCGGAACCUAAUGAACAAAGAUCCGCAUCAUCAGCACUGUGUCCACGCGCAUCCAUUUUAAUAAUAGACACUGAUGGUAACCACAUAUACACAGCUCUGUAAACGGUAGCAUUAUCUGAAGCCAUCAUCAGAUCUUUAAUGUAUAGUUCACCAAAAAAUGUCAUCAUUUUCUCAACCUCAAGUUGUUCUAAACCUUUUGUGAUGAACACAAAAGAAGAUCAUUUAAUACAGGAUGAUAAGCACACAGUUGAUGGUACCCAUUGAAUUCCAUCGUAUUUGUUUUUUCUACUGUGGAAGUCAGUGGUUACACUCAGCUGUGUGCCUACCAGGGCUUUGAACCAGAUUUUUUUUCCAAUGGGUUCGUUCCAAACAGAAACAGUAUUUUUACAUUUUCGGUUUAACUCUAAAAUUGACAUUCCUGAACCGGUUAGAACAAAAAAAGAAAGUUCCCCAACCAGUUAAUAACGUUCCAUGUCAAUGUUUUUAUUAGAAAAAGAUGUGUCCUGUCAAAAACAAAAAGAUUGUUCACUUGCUUUUUGAAACGCGUCUCUCCGUGUAUGCACUUUUGAGUGCACUUAAACAAUUGCACACACACAGACGGAGGACGAAUUCCAAACUGUGCUUCAGGAAGAAGAUGACGCAUAAACAGUCGCUUCACAUAAAGUGAAAAUUUUGUGUUUGUCAGUGCUUUAUUCGCCAAAUGUAUUUUAAUGGACUACAGUAUCAGACACAGUAGCGCAACUUUCUCUAAAGUUUAUACAUCAAGAGUUCUGAUCUUUGAAGGGUAUAGGGAGAACUACAUUUGAUUGGAGUUGGACCGGACACAUUUAACCGCAUGUGCAUCUGUGCGUACAGAAAUUUGCUCACUUUAGUGCCUUUUUGUGGUUAAAUUGUUUAAAAUCACUUAAGUAUCAACAUUUGCAAGCCUUUGCCUAUUAUUCUGCGAAACGCAUGCGAGCAGAACCGUGGGUCGUCAACUGUACGGAUCAAGGAUCAACUGCGAUCCGUUACACCACUUAUUUGUAUUAAAAAAACAAACAUCUUGAGAUACUUGGUAGCCUACAAUAUUUACCUCUCACGGUACAUUCACACGGGGCGUCAGCGUUAACGCUUCCCAUUCACUUUCAAUGGGUGAUAUCAUGCGUUGCCGAACUGAAUUGUGGAUCCGUCGGCGUCGUGUCACUGCUGUUGCUCGCGGCAGAAGUUGAACAUUUCUCUACUUUUCAAGCAGCAAAGCGUGUGUCAGCCAAUCAGAUCGCCUUAUGCAAAUAACCUAGACUGAGCCAGCCAAUUACACUUAUGGAAGACCGAAGCAUGUAUUGCGGUCACUGUGAUUGGCUGUUGGCAACGCUUCAGAAAGGCCUUCCGUUAAGCGUUAACGCUUUCGCCCCGUGUGAUUGAGCAUUACAGACUUGGGCUUGAGUAGGAUACUUGCUGGUGGUAAGCUUAUCAUUUCUCCGAUAAGUCAACGACGGCCAUGAACUUCACAGAGUCCUAUUGCACAGAAAUCUUGUCAAAGAACAGACAAAAUAACGGUAUUAACCGUAGGGGUGUGACGGUCAUUAUAUAACCGUGAGACCGACGGUUAUAGUUGAACACCGUCAUUAGAACUCUAUAACCGCCAAAACCGUGUUAUUAAAAUAAAAUUAAAUUAUUAAAACAUUUUUUAUCAUAAAGAAUUUUUAAAUACUAAUUAAAAACAAUUGUUAACAGUCUGUGUUAUACGCCCCCUCACAUUCUCACGCAGUGAAAAAUACAGAGCAGAGCAGACACUGACAACGCGCUGACAUACAGGACAAACCAGGUUGCUUUUCGGUUACUUUUGAGAUUAAACAUAUUAAACAAAGUCUCACCUUUGAAAUCAUCUCUUCCUUCUAGUUAAUUUAUAGCAUCAAAUAAACAUGAAUGACCAUGAGAAGGAAUGUUGUUUUAACCGCGGAAAGGCGUCAGUACACUCCGCUUUUCAAGUCCAAAUCCUCCCAUG
Paramisgurnus dabryanus is the source of this 3884-nucleotide messenger RNA. It is a transcript of the gene ripk3, whose product is annotated as receptor-interacting serine-threonine kinase 3. The record is from RefSeq and is a predicted model, not a curated record. Gene Ontology annotation, molecular function: ATP binding; JUN kinase kinase kinase activity. Lineage: Eukaryota; Metazoa; Chordata; Actinopteri; Cypriniformes; Cobitidae. Gene Ontology annotation, biological process: protein phosphorylation.